CACCUCAAAAACCUAUAUUAUACAUACAAUCCAGUUUAAGCUUAGAAAACUACCGGAUCAUCCCGCCUUAUUUCAACCGCAAGUGAAAAGACGGAACAGAAACCGUUGAACAUGGAGGAUAACAUUUCUUCAUCAUCAACACCAACAAUCCAAGGUCAAAAACGCCGUCGUCAGGAAGACAACGAACCUGAAACCAGCGAGGACGUCGAUCAAACUCCAUUACUCGAGGAAAGUCUCAUUUUUAGCGACACAUUGGUGGCGCUGCGCAUCAUGCGAGCUCAAUUUCCUCGAAUUGACAAGGUCUCGAUUCGACCAUUCAUCCUACGUUCGCAAUUAUACAGCAGUGUAAAAGACAGGACACUAGUUGAUAGAGAACUAGAGUCUUUAAGAAGGGAGAGACAAUUGCGUAUUUUUAAACUUAACACCGGACAGGACGAUCAUGCUAUAAUGUUUUUAGAUGACUAUCUAGCUCAGAUGGAUCGUGUUGUGAAGCCAAUGGAAGAGAAAAAGCAAGAACAUUCUGAUGUUUUUGAGUGGUUUAGAACUCAUGUUAUUGAUGUUAAAUUGGAACCUAGUAUUGGCCAUCAAGAGCUUUGCUUGCUCUUAUCCGAAGGUGGAAAGGUGAAGGAUGAACACAUUUCGCUUUUGAUCAAUGCUGGUCUUCUUACUCGCCAACUGAUUGACCCAAACAUGUACUGGUUUGCAAUUCCAAACAUUGGCUCAAUACUUAAGGGCCUUUCUCAGGGUAGAAAGGAGCUGUUAUCUCUUUUAAGCCGCAGGAGAUAUAAAGAAAUGAUGUUGGCUCCUUUAGAGAAGAAGCGUCUUCGAUUCUCUCUACUCGACAUGAGAUUUCACCUCCGUGACCUGAUUGGUUCAGGUCACCUAAAAACUAUCAGUACCCCAACUGGCUUAGUCGUUCGUGUUUCAAAGGAUUAAAAGUCAAAACCUCCAGCCACAAGUGCCUUGCCAAAUUUAUAACUCAUGUGUGCUGGUCUUGAUUCUUGGUAACCGGUUUCAUCGCGUUCUCUCUAACUGCUCCACUUUUAAUGAUGUUGUCAAGUUAUCAUCUGUCAAUGACAUGAGUGAUAACUCUUCCCCAGGUUAGCAGUGAGCACAAACAAAGGAUUCAGCAAUCACAUGGAUCAGUACAAGUAAAUGCAUGCAAGAUGAUGCGAGGGUCUCUUCUGCCAGGUUCUGUAUUCGAUUAUUCCUUUGAUUAAUUGAUAAAUGUAAGUUAUAGAACAUUAAAACUCAUACCAUUUCAGCAUCUAAGAGCAUGCAAUGGUUAUUAAGUAUAUAUCUAUUCAGUGGGUUGAUUUUCCUGUAUCUUUUAAAUCUAACACUCCGGCUUUUUUAGUUGAACUAUAGAUUACAAUUUACAAUGUAGUAAACUAUGCAUGAAAUAAUAUGGUUUGACUCAGAAAA
Messenger RNA from Mercurialis annua (annual mercury), 1425 nucleotides. RefSeq lists its product as uncharacterized. NCBI's taxonomy places the organism in Eukaryota, Viridiplantae, Streptophyta, Magnoliopsida, Malpighiales, Euphorbiaceae. Gene Ontology annotation, molecular function: protein serine/threonine kinase activity. The record is from RefSeq and is a predicted model, not a curated record. Gene Ontology annotation, biological process: protein phosphorylation. The transcript has 8 exons. The coding region runs from base 112 to 936 and encodes 274 amino acids.